CAGUUAGUGGUUGACAAGAUGUCCGGUCGGGGCAAAGGUGGUAAGGGGCUGGGGAAAGGCGGCGCUAAACGCCAUAGGAAGGUGCUGCGGGAUAACAUCCAGGGCAUCACCAAGCCUGCCAUCCGUCGCUUGGCUCGCCGUGGAGGAGUCAAGCGCAUUUCCGGGCUGAUCUACGAGGAGACCCGCGGGGUGCUCAAGGUUUUCCUGGAGAACGUCAUCCGGGACGCCGUUACCUAUACGGAGCACGCCAAGAGGAAGACCGUUACUGCCAUGGACGUCGUUUACGCUCUGAAGCGUCAAGGCCGCACCCUCUACGGCUUCGGCGGUUGAGUCUGACUUGAAGCCCCUUUCAACAACCCAAACGGUCCUUUUCAGGACCACCCA
Molecule: messenger RNA, 384 nt
Organism: Ornithorhynchus anatinus (platypus)
Lineage: Eukaryota; Metazoa; Chordata; Mammalia; Monotremata; Ornithorhynchidae
Product: histone H4
Exons: 1
Coding region: 19-330 (103 amino acids)
Biological process (GO): nucleosome assembly
Cellular component (GO): nucleosome
Molecular function (GO): DNA binding; structural constituent of chromatin; protein heterodimerization activity
Source: RefSeq, a predicted model, not a curated record